GAGUUCCACAUCUGAUACCCAGGAGUCUCCAGCUUCCAAGAGAGGUCGGGUCACAGCCAGCAGCUAUGUCUGACAUAAAUCUUGACUGGGUUGACAGGCGUCAGUUGCAGCGCUUGGAGGAAAUGCUGAUUGUUGUGGAUGAGAAUGAUAAGGUUAUUGGUGCCGACACCAAGAGGAAUUGCCAUCUGAACGAAAACAUUGAGAAAGGGCUGCUGCACCGAGCCUUCAGCGUUGUCUUGUUUAACACCAAGAAUCGAAUCCUGAUACAGCAGAGGUCGGACACGAAAGUCACGUUUCCUGGGUAUUUUACCGACUCCUGUAGUAGCCACCCAUUAUACAACCCAGCAGAACUGGAAGAAAAGGAUGCCAUCGGAGUGAGGAGGGCAGCCCAGAGGCGUCUGCAAGCAGAGCUGGGAAUUCCUGGGGAGCAGAUUUCUCCAGAGGACAUUGUGUUCAUGACAAUCUAUCACCACAAGGCAAAAUCAGACAGAAUUUGGGGAGAGCAUGAAAUUUGUUACCUUCUGCUUGUGAGGAAAAACGUCACUCUGAACCCGGAUCCCAGUGAAACGAAAAGCAUCCUCUACCUGUCCCAGGAGGAGCUGUGGGAGCUGCUGGAGAGGGAGGCGAGGGGUGAAGUCAAAGUCACCCCCUGGCUAAGAACCAUUGCCGAGAGGUUUCUGUACCGGUGGUGGCCUCACCUGGAUGACGUGACCCCGUUUGUGGAGCUUCACAAAAUACACAGAGUGUGAGAGGCAGGGAGGUCGAGUCAGCCAUGUGUAAUGCCCUCAGUGCAGGCAGACGCACCAUUGAGGCAAUGAUACACCCUCUCCAAAAAACAGGGCAAAAGGGGCACUUGAUUGCCCAUCAUGUAUAAAUCACUAUUUCAACCUUUUCAUCAACUUUGUCAUAUCUUCAUUUUCCCUUUUCCUUAUUUCCAUAUUUCUCAUCUGCCUGGUUGCAGGGAGGAAAUUUAACAUUUCCUUUGUCCCAAUUUCCAUUUUAUAAGCACUUGUUUGAUUAACAGCAGCUGAUCCUGAAAGUCUUGGGGAGAUCUUGAGAGUCCUGAAGCAGGCGGACUAGCCUGGCUGGACCAUGAGGCUGUCUCCCCACAGCUUUAUCCAAGCCUCCAAGGUCAGGAUGGGAUCUCUGUAUCAUGUUUUUCUUUUUAAAUCACUUAUUUCAGAGUGCAACACAAGGCUGCAUUUUUAAAAAAAAGACACAUUCAAUCUUGCAUCCUAAUACAAGCAGUACGGAAGAUGCGUAUGGUCUCAGCCAAGUGACUCGACGUUUAUCCACUUCUGUUCAUUUGAUCGUUUCAGUAAUAUGCUUACAAAUAAAGACAUACUUGCUUUAAAA
Messenger RNA from Homo sapiens (human), 1356 nucleotides. It is a transcript of the gene IDI2, whose product is annotated as isopentenyl-diphosphate delta isomerase 2. Gene Ontology annotation, molecular function: isopentenyl-diphosphate delta-isomerase activity. The transcript is spliced from 5 exons. The record is from RefSeq and is marked reviewed. Gene Ontology annotation, cellular component: peroxisome. Gene Ontology annotation, biological process: isoprenoid biosynthetic process; dimethylallyl diphosphate biosynthetic process. Bases 66 to 749 code for a protein of 227 amino acids. Lineage: Eukaryota; Metazoa; Chordata; Mammalia; Primates; Hominidae.